CGCUUCGAUAGACUUUCUGCUCCACACGUACGCUCGCAUAAAUCCUUCGUGCCGGCGGGGGAGAUGGCAAUGCCACCCGCCGCGGUGGCGCGGCUGCGGGAGCUGGUGCCGGCGCCGGGGACGGAGGAGGAGCUGGAGCUCGACGUCGCCGGCGCGGCCGCGCUCGUCGAGUGCUGCUCCGGCCUCCUCCGCCCUGGCGGCGGCGGUGACGGCGACGCCGGGGCCGCGCUCGAGGCGCUCGAGGCACUCUGCGCUGCGGGCGGAGGGGGCGCGAUGCGCCGCCAUGCCGAUGGGCUCGCUCCGCUGGUCGUCGCGCGCCUCGGCGACGGACACGCGGCCGUGCGGGAGGCCGCGAGGAGGUACCUCGUGCUGCUCAUGGAGAUGAAGGAGAUGAAUGCAAGAACGGAAAACACAGAGCCAAACUCAAACGUGCCAAAUGACCAACACGUUCACUAUACGACAAUCGAAAUGGAAUCUUCUAAUACCAGCCAAGCAAGAAAAAAUUCCAAAGAGAAGGUCAGCGCAAGAGACAUCUCGCUUCUUGCAGGAGAAGGAGAUAUUACAAGGAAGUUAGUCGAACCUAUAAAGGUUUUCUCUGAGAAGGACCUACUAAGGGAGAUAGGAAAAGUAGUAUCUACUUUGCAGCCAGAUAAUGAGUGGUCAAUCCGGAUAACUGCAAUGCAAAGAGUGGAGGGUUUAGUGCUUGGAGGUGCUGCGGACUAUUCGGCCUUCCCCAUGCUCCUAAAACAGCUCAUGACUCCUCUAAUAACUCAGCUUCUGGAUAGGAGAUCUAGCGUUGUAAAACAGGCAUGCCAUUUAUUAAACUUCCUAUCAAAAGAGCUACUACGUGACUUUGAGCCAUACGCAGAGCUGCUUAUUCCGGUCCUUCUUAAGAAUGUCGUGAUCACCAUCCUUGUAAUUGCUGAGUCUGCUGAUAACUGUAUAAAAGAGAUGUUAAGGAACUGCAAGGUGGCUCGUAUACUACCAAGGAUUAUUGAAUUUGCAAAGAAUGAUAGAAGUGCUGUUCUUCGUGCCAGGUGUUGUGAAUAUGCAACACUAAUGUUAGAGUACUGGGUUGAUACUCCAGAAAUACAGAGAUCAGCUGACCUGUACGAAGACCUUAUAAAAUGUUGUAUAGCAGAUGCAACUAGUGAGGUCCGAUCAAGCGCAAGGGCAUGCUACAGGAUGUUCUCAAGGAUUUGGCCUGACCGUUCGCAUCAGCUGUACUCAUCUUUUGAACCACCCAGACAGAAAAUGAUAAAUGAUGAAGAUACUGAGACACCUCAAGCGCAUCUUCCUCCAGUUAAAAUAAGUCAUCUUCAACCUAGUUCUUUCGUUCCAGCUGUAAUAGAUAAAGUUGUUAAGGUCGAUUCUGGGAUAUCAUUUUCUUCCGGAGACCUUCAAACAUCAGACAUACUAUACCUCCAGUGUGAUGAUAUAAUCGCAAAAGGCCUAGAUGCGGGCAAUAACGAUGACACACUGACUAUUGGAAGUUCUUUUGAGGAUAAGAUCACACUAAGAGAACUAGAAACUAGAGACAGAGAUACUGAGAAAAAUGAUUCAGGCAACAGUACAGGUGUCAAUUCAUCGGCUCGUGACCAACCAACUGCCACUCCCAUUACAAUAGAAGCACCUUCAGAAAUGUCACUGGAUGAUGCAACUGUUGUAACAAUUGUUCAAGACAAGGCUGAAUGCAAGCUGAAUGUUGAACCGAUAAAUCAGCAAGUUCAAGCACAAGAAGAUCCUUCUGACUUGACAUGCCUGUCACCUGCAGUUAACUCGAAAGGUGCAGGGAACUUACUAAAGGAAAAUCCUGUUGAAGUAAGCUCUGAUGCUGGAUCAAGUGGAAAAGUAGGAACUCAUAAGAAGAGUGCUGUUUCUAAGAAGCCACGUGGUAGUUACACCCCUAACUUCCGGCGACCUCUCUUGAGUAAGCAGAUGACAAAUUGGUUUUAUGCCAGUACCAAAAGUGAUAUACAUGAGAAGCAACUCAUUCUGGGAGAAAUGGUCAACAACAUGGAUGUGCCCUCAUCUAUUACAGAGGCACUUUCUUUGGGUCUUAACCCAAGAUCAGAUUGGAUGAUGAAGGUAUAUGCAUUCAGUUUCUUAAGACAGUGUUUGCUAGAACGUGGAUCAAAAGGCACUCAGGAAGUUGCACAAAAUUUUGAGAAGGUUAUGAGGCUUGUUUGUCGAUAUCUAGAUGAUCCCCAUCACAAAGUGGCACAUGCUGCUCUCUCUUCACUAGCUGAUAUCAUGCCAGUUUUCAAGAAGCCUUUUGAACAUUAUCUCGACAAGACACUGCCCCAUAUUUUCUCCCGGUUAAAUGAUCCAAAGGAAUCAAUCAAGCAGCAGUGCUUGGCAAUUUUGAAACAUGCAAAUGAAAGUUAUCCCAUUGAUUCUCUCUUACCCGCCUUACUUCGUUCGCUAGAUGAGCAGAAAUCUCCCAAGUCAAAACUGGCAGUUCUUGAGUUUGCAAAUGCCUCUUUUGUGAAAUGCGAAGUCAAUUCUGAAAGCUAUUGUAGCAGCAGCUUCCUCAAGCCAUGGUUUGGAAAACUUGCCCAUUUGUUUAACGAUAAAAACAAGAAACUGAAGGAGGUUACAGUGGUUGGUUUCUCAUCUAUUUAUUCUCACUAUGAUCCUACAUCCAUGUUAAGCUUUUUGGUCACCCUGUCAAUGGAAGAACAAAAGCGGCUAAAACGGGCAAUGAAGCAAUUAAUACCAUCAAUAGAAAGUGACAUGGAAGAGUUCUUGCAACAGAAGAGACAUAAGCAAAAGACUCCAUCUUUUGAUAUUUUUACUGCAAAAUCACCACUUCAUCCUGCAUUUCAAUCUGCAAAAUCACCACUGCAUCCUGCUCAUCGAUCUUCUAAAUCACCACUCCAUCCUCGAUUUGCUGAGUCGCCCGGUCAUUCCGCAUAUAAAUACGCCAAGUCACCGCUGCAUCCCUCGUAUCAACCUGCUAACUCACCGCUGCAUCCCUCGUAUCAAUCUAACUAUGUCAAGGCUGAUGAUUGUUUCAGUUCUGCACUCCAGUGUCUCCCGGAUACAUCUUUGGAAGUCCAGGAGGACCGUACUGGAAGGAUUGAGAUCGAAUCUCCUAAUAAAUCUUAUGGGCACAAAGCUGAAAUGAUGGACAAGAAGUCCUGUACCGUGAGGUCAAAGAAUGAUCUCCCGAGAAGAAGUGACUUCAGUGUGAUAUCAAAUAACAUAGUUCAGAAUGCAAGCAGUAGGGACAGUCGGAGUACAAAGAUACUUGAUGAACCAAACGACAGUGAACUGCACAUAAAUACCCGAAAAAACAAAGUUACGAGGACGAGGAAUGAUUUGCAGGAUCAUGAGAAUUUACACCAGAUGUCUUCUUCCCUUCUCGAGAUGCUUGAUGACCCAGAUAUGGCCACAAGAGAGCUUGCACUUUCUCUGCUGGCUGAAAUCCUUGAAAAGCACCAGAAGGCGAUGGAGAACUGCGUUGAGCUUCUUGUAGUUAAACUGCUGCAUGCAACCAAAGACGGUGCCUUGAAGGUAAUGCACAGUUGCAGUGCUUGGUUCGGCUCGCAUUUGCUGGUGCAACCACAAAGCUGGCAUCUGAAGCCUUUAUUUAUGUCACUGUCGCUGCAGGUUGUAAAUCAGGCCCAUAUCUGCUUGACAACUGUGGUCACUCAGUUCGACCCACUCAGAUGCCUUGGGGCCAUCGCUUCUCAGCUGGCCAGCCAGGAUGAGAAAGUUCUUAUUGUAAGCAUCAAUAGUCUGAGCAAGCUUGUGAUGCGAUUCUCGGAGGACAACCUGAUGGCUCAUCUGCCAACGUUUCUUCCAGCACUUGUGGAUGCUUCCAAAAACCGCAGUCCGUAUGUCCGCAAGGCUGCGAUGGUGUGCGUGGUGGACGCGUACCUGAAGCUGGGGCCGGCGCUGCUGCCGUACCUGGAGGGCCUGGACAGCGCGCAGCUGCAGCUGAUAACCACCCACGCCAGCCGUCUGUCCCAGGCAAGAUUGAUUGCGUCGGACGGCUGACGCAGCGGGGCACGCCGGACGGGCCGGCCGGCCGAGGAUGUUCCGGGGCAGAGCAGCGUGCGUCGUCGUCGUCGGCGUACCACCCGCUCCUCCUUAUAACGCCCGUGCGCGCCCCGGAAGGAGGAGGAGGAGGAGGAGGAGGAGGAGGAGGAAGAAGAAGAACGAUGCCCUGCUGUGACUACUGCGCUCCCAAUUUAUGAGCAUACAGUAGACCGCACUGCGCUGCGGACGGAAGUGUACUGCGAGCAGCAAUGGCUGCGCCUGGUUUUUCUUCUUCUUGUGGCUUGUAUUUAGAGAUAUAUAGAGAGAGAGAGAGCGUGUGCUAUGCGUGCGGCUGUUGUCAUUUAAGGGCUUGUUCGGUUAUUUCUAUCCCAUGUGGAUUGGAUGUGAUUGGAAAAAAAUUGUGAAAGAUUUUGACUUGUUUGGGAUUGAAAUCCAUCCAUUCCCACCCAAUCCACAUGGAUUGAGAGCAAAACGAACAAGCCCUAAAGUGGGAAGUAAAGGGUGAACAGUCAGUCGGUUAUGAAAUACUGCAGCGAUGGAUUUGAAUCAAAAAAGAAGAAGGUUCUGUGUGCUGGAACCUGGACUGGAUUGGAUGCUACUCCUGUA
Molecule: messenger RNA, 4614 nt
Organism: Zea mays
Lineage: Eukaryota; Viridiplantae; Streptophyta; Magnoliopsida; Poales; Poaceae
Product: CLIP-associated protein
Exons: 16
Coding region: 64-4005 (1313 amino acids)
Biological process (GO): microtubule cytoskeleton organization
Cellular component (GO): cytoplasmic microtubule
Molecular function (GO): microtubule binding
Source: RefSeq, a predicted model, not a curated record